This is a messenger RNA of Fibroporia radiculosa, 2529 nucleotides long. RefSeq lists its product as uncharacterized. The transcript has 3 exons. NCBI's taxonomy places the organism in Eukaryota, Fungi, Basidiomycota, Agaricomycetes, Polyporales, Fibroporiaceae. Bases 1 to 2529 code for a protein of 842 amino acids. The record is from RefSeq and is a predicted model, not a curated record.
AUGGCCACAACCGCACCCGCACGCGUCACACCGGCCUCGCGACGCUCACCGUCCGUAAGCUCGACAUCUACAACCUCAUCCAUUGCGAAAGGCGCAACUGCGCGUUCUGCAGUUUCUCCACGGGUAUCUUCUUCGCUGAGUUCCCCCGCCGCGAGACGAGGUUCCUUGAAAGGCUCAGCGGCACCACCCUUGGUCAAUGGGGAACCUCGCGAAACGCGUGAAUCGCUCACCGCCUCGCUGAAGCAAGAAACAGAGAAAAAAGAGCAACUACUCGUCCAAUUGCAGGACAAGGAUCAAACGAUCGUACAGUUAAUGUCCGAGAAUGACAGCGUUACCUCUGCUCUUCACUCGGCAGAGUCGCGGCUUACUGAGCUGUAUGCAGACCAAAGUCGAAUGGAAGAAGAGAUGGCAGCACGUAUUGAAGUCGUCGAGAAGCUCCGAACCCAGAUACGUGACCUUGAGAAAGAGAAGCGCGACAUCCAGCGACGCUACAAUGAACAGACCACGACAUUUGAGGCAGAACGCCAAGCCUUCUACGACAAUGAACAACAUCUCAAGUCUCGUAUCCAGUCUCUUACUCAGACGCGAAAACAGCCGGCACAAUCUCUCACAUCGCCCUCCGUAGUCUCGAUAGCUGAGUCGGAGACGCAAGUAGAACAAGAACAGCCAGAGCUUCCGAUGCAAUCCCAGAAACAGGAUAUGAGCGAUCCUGAACAAGAGCCUGCUGAGAUGACGGCCUUGAAGCUUGAGCUCUCUACUCUAUCAACCUCGCAUGCUUCGCUUCAAUCGACUUUGGGCCUGCUACAGACCCAACUGGUGGAUCUGAAACGCGUGAACAACGAGCUUCAAGAAGAGAACGAGUCGUACAACAUCCUUCUCCGAGAGAAGACUCUGAACGGCCAAUUCCAUGUCCUUCGGGUGGGAGGGGGGACUAGUGUCAGCGAAGCGAGUGUCAGUGAACUUGGAGAGGACGAUGAUCCAGACAUGGAGAGUCGAGAUGGAGAGAGUUUGCGCAGCCGUAACACUGGCAGAAGUGUGCUUGACCCUGUGGAUGAACUUGCUGAGGAUCACGAACAUGGGCAUAGACUGGAUCCGGCAUUCGAGCAAGAACACGGUAACUCACUGGAAUCCCGUGAUGCAGACGAGCCCACACGGAAUUCGCGCAGACAUACUCGCAAACAUUCGUCGCAUUCUCCCGCUCCUCGCGGCGAGUCACUUGCUAACUUGCCCAUUACUGGACCUGGUCUAGAUUUGGCUGCAGAACUUGGACGCGCGGAGAACAAGGAUAUUCUCGAAGGCCGUUCCUCUCUGGACAGCGACCGUCUUGUGCAAGCCGUCAAGAGUCGAAAGGGUAGAAAAGCGUCCGGCUCUGACACUAACAGGAAAGUGUCCUCUUCCUCAGAGCCAGGACCGGAAAGUGCACCUCUCAAUGACAUUGAUGCGCUAAGAAAUGAGGUAAAGAGUCUCAAAGACGCAAACAAAGCACUCUCUUUGUAUGCUUCUAAAAUCAUCGACCGCAUCAUCUCGCAAGAGGGGUUCGAACAUGUUCUCGCUGUCGAUUACGAGAAGAUUUCCACUCCCAAUACCGCCGCCACAUUCACUACGUUCAGUAAUUUACAGAAGGCCAGUCCUCCGCAACCACAGUCACAGCCACCGAAGAAGGGUCGACCCCAAUCCGCUAUCUUCUCCUUCUCGUCGUCACCAGUGAAUUCCAGCGCUACGACGUCUCCCGCACCGGAACGGCUGACAACAUUCAAUUCUCCCCCCAUUGGCAAUCUUUCAAACGGACCUCCCUCAGCGUCUGCUUCUACCCGUGCCUCCAGGCGCUCUAUGUCAUUUGAUUGGAAGAGUUUCUCGAUGUUUAGCGGUGGCGAGAAAAAGCUGGAGCCUAGUGCGAACCUACGGCCUUUGACACUGCGGCCGGGGACUGGGCCUACCAUCACGGGAGGGCGCAAAUUGGAAACUCAUGAGGACGACGAGGACCGAAAAGAGCGCGAGCGAUUGCAUGCGACAAUGAAGCUCAUGGGGAUUGAUAAACCCCCCACGCCUGCAAUGCAGAAGAGCUUUUCCGCUCCCUCUGAACCCACUGGUCUGGGAGUUCGAGAUGCUAAUAGCAUAUUGCCACCUCUAUUAGCGAAUACGCCUGCUAGUGUCAGUUCACCUUCUAACGUCGUACCCCCUACACCAUCCUCUCGAUUUUCCUUCUUCCGUCGAACGUCUUCGAUGACAGCUUCUGACACGUCCUCGGUACAUUCCUCCAUGCAUGGGAGCCCGCAACUUCCUAUGAGCGGUGCAAACACGCCGAACCUGACACAGGAAGCGUUAGAACAGGCCGAGGCCGAGAAUACCCUUGCUGCGCUAGACGCGCACGAACGGCAACUGAGUGCCGAAAUUGCUAAAGGUGGAGGUGGGGGAUUCACAGAAAUUAUGCGACGCAGUGGGGACCGAAGAAGCAGUCGCAAGAGUGGGGAGAGCGGGAGCACCGUUUGGAGUGCUGGUAUGAGUAAACAUGAAGAUGGGGACGACUGA